AUGCAAGAAGAAAACCCUUGGGUGCAGAAACGAUCAGCGCUUGAUAGCCAUGAGCAGUGCGAGAUAACGCGGUUGCAUACUCUCAGUCAAUUACUGGGCCCUCCACUGCGUCCGAUGCUGAACUUACUUACACUCAUACAUGAUACGCUCUUCUGCACAAAUCCGGGCUGCGUUGGCCUUUCGCAAUCAUUCAAAUUGGUGUGCACCCAGCCUCGAAUGGUAAAUGUGGAUCAGUGCUCCGAAUCGGUCGGAUAUAGAUCAUAUUCGCCCUCAAGUGGUGAAAUCAAGUUGAACUCAACAAUAGUGUUGACAUGGGGCUGCUGGCUGGGUGCCAACGUGGUAGAAGAGCCAGAAGGAGAUCGCAAGGUCGAACGGAGGGGUGCGGGGUAUUUUGAUAAUGCGCUUCGGAGGGUCGAAGGAGCAGCUGUCGCGUUGAGAUCAUCCUCCCUGGUCAAACCUCCUUCCCCAUCGAAAUUCGGUGAACCGUCGAACCGCAACAACAUACGAAGCCAGUGGUUGAAAAAGGACAACAAAAUGUCAUUGGAGAGCUACGCUAUCAGCUGGAUUGUCUGGCGGUCGCUCUAUAUGGGCACGAAGAGUAGACGGUGGCAGAGUCCAAACCUGUCCCUAUACGAUACACUCGCUUCGCGCCAGGGGAACGCCACUGCGAUCCCAACCUCAACUCCUUCUACCACUGGCACAGUCUUCGUAGGGCAUCAGCUCUACAACGACCACCCUCGGACUGCCACUUGGGCUGACAUUCUUCCAAACUACCUCGAACUACACUGUCCACCCAUUCAACCCGGCCGACAAUUGAUGUUGUAUCCAUACCUCGAGAGCUUUGCCAAAGCUAUGCCAACGGGCGUUCCUCGAGUUCCUCAACGUCUUUUAUGUAGAAUUGGAGGACUAGGAUGGAAGAAUAACCACGCAGAGCCUAGCGGCUCUCCUAGCUCCUCUGUAUUGAGCUACAAAACUGUUAUACUCAUCCAUGGUAAUUCUUUCAGCAACGCUAAUACUAUAUUCAAACGUCUCUCACCCCUGAACACACAAUACAACAUGGCGCCAGGCCGACGAGGAAUUCCUCCCAUUCAAAACAACAGUCAGAAGGUGGAUGGUGAUGAGAAGACCCGGAAAAGUGGACUAGCUAUCGUUGGCUGGUCUUUUGGGGUCACAUUUUCCCUUUCGGCAAUCGCGAACGUAGACUCCUCUUGGUCUCUAACGGGAUGCGAGAUCGGGUUGGACAAGCCCGCGCUCACGGGUUUCGGUCUUUCCAUUCCCCCAGAAACGUGGCUUGCGUUCCGCGAUCCCAACAUUCCUUACUCAGCUCGCGCACCGCUCUUCAGCCAUCUAAUCACAGGCUAUUACGACUACAGACAAGAACUUUGGCUUUCCCGAACACUUUCCCGAACACUUUCCUCGCAGCGGAACAUGACGAGAACGUCAUUCUCACGCCAUAAUCCAGCAUCGAUUUUUAUCGGGGAUAAAUCUUACUUGUUCGUCUGGCCGACCUUUUGGGAGAUCGAGGACGAUGAUAUGAAGGCUGGAGGGGGAGAGAAGGGAAAGUUCAUACGAAUUUUGAUUAUAAAUGGCGUGAACCAUUUCAUGCAUUGGGAUGAGCCCGAGAAGACAAUGGGAGUGUUCAGACGGUUACUAGACAAGCAGAUUGAAUUUCAUUCGAGUGGCCUGUUAGGGCUAUCUGAGCAAGCAGGCCGACAUUGGCAGAAUAUCAAGCGUGAUUACCCGAAUCACAAGGAGGAUUUUACGAAGUGCAAGGGUACUUUCAAGGAUUUCUGGCCCACUCAAACUGGCAGGGUGGUCGCGUCCUUCAUUAACAGUCACCUUAAUGUGGAUUUUACCGACUUGGAUAAACUAGAUCGAAGCUUGAAGACGAAAGACGAGCCGCUAUAUGAGGUGACGGAGGAAGCAUUCGAACAAUCAUCUGGCGCAUUCACCCCCAGCUCCCAGCCUCGAUCUCUCUCGCUUCUUGCCGCGCGUUUCGAAGAGGUCGCCGCUUUGAAGCAGUUUCCAAUUCAUCAGGAUAAAAAUGUGCAAAUAUUCCGGUAUGACUUCCAUAUUUCACUAAUUUCGGUGCGGUUUAAAGACGCCGAAGGUGUAGACGCCGAUACCGAGACGGCUGUAUCUCUUAACUUCUCCUCGUCGGGAGUCCAUCUCUCCCCUUUCGCCGUCAUCUUCAUUGGAUGGUGCUUCUCUUUUCUCCCCAAGGGAUCCCCCAAAUCAUCAACUAGCACGCUCUCGCCCCUGCGACAGCAGUCAGAAAACUACCAUCAACAAGAACCAAGCGAAAAGUUUGACCCGAAUCCUACCAUGGUCAUGACAAACCUCGACCUGUCGUUCGUCGUAAACAGAAACAAAGUCCAGACUCCAUUUGACGGUGUUCACCUGCCUCGCAAAAAGGCCAAGUUGAACCCAUCUACCGUCGCGGCGCCAUUUUCUGUCUCCAUAGUGGUCAGUCAAAACUCGACGACGACGGAGAUUUCCUAUAUCCCAGGUGGUAUAAUGCCGACUGACAAGACGCGCGAGGACGGUGAUGGUUACAAAAAGCGUGACCAUCGGAUGUUGCUGGUCAAGAAUUCUAAUACGCGACAAAUCGGAGUGAAGAACCAUCGACAAGGCGAAAUCCAAAAUCUUGGGACGAAGCACGGCCUACCCCCUGAAUUGAAUAGAAAUUCAGGGUGGGUAGAGCGUAUGUUUGCCUCAAUUCUGGCUCCUGAAACUGUGGCAGGGUAUUGGAUUGUUCAGAACUCGGACGCAGAGUUUCCUGGAGAUGAGACAGACGAUGAAGAUGAUCUUCCGUAUCUGGACCUGUCAGAGGUUCAUAAAGUGCAAGCGUCGUCGUCAUAUCCUUCCGUCGACACUGGGAAGAUUGCCAUGCCUCUUACAAGCCCAAACCCGAAACCAACAACUCAACCACCUGGAAUUCCCCGGAGAGCGCUCUCAUCAGUUUUCGCAGGACCCCCAAAGUCAUCUUUUCUAAAAGAUAUCAAGUUCCGGAAAAAACCUUCUAGCUCCACCACUGCAAAUGCUGCUCAGAAAUUCACAAUUCAACCUGAUCCAAGAUUGCUGAAUCCCCCUGGUUUAUCGGAGAAGGCGCUCGGGAAACGAAAGGUUUUCGACGAUGGAGUCAAACUUCUUAAACGGGAUCGUCCUGCGAAACCUCGUCCUUCCACUGUGCUCGCUAAUUCCAGUACGAGUCGGUAUCAUGGACAUGUUUCACAUACUCAUCACGACGCGUACCAUGCUCAAAAUCUGUAUGAAGCUCGCGACAAUCAUCUUAUCCCAGAUAGUGUUGGGCAACAUGAAUUGUUUUCGCGUCCGUCGGCUGUUUCAGCCUCAGGUCCUAGUACGAGAUUCGGAGGUCCUCAGGUUUCUAAUAACCUUGUCAAGAUCCCAAGUUCACCAGGGAAUCAAAACGGACAUAUUCACCAGUUUUACUCUCCUCACGCUCACAUCCAGACAUCUACGCAAACUAAUGCGCACAUACCUGGAUUGACUUCCCCUCCACCUAUUGCGGUCGUCGGUAAUCCUUUUCUUGGAGAUGGCGCGGGAGUAGAAGCAGAGGCCAUCAUCGGACAGAGAGGUCAUGACGAACCAGACACGCAUUGUGAUGACCUGAAAUGGGCUGCUGAGAAAUUUUUGGUGUUAUUGCAGAACGAUCCUCAGCAGGCGAAAGACGUCACUGAAAUGUGGCAGCUGCAGCGUCCUGGUCAGGAUUGGUCACGAAAUAACCAACCGCAAUUCCAGCGUCCAUGGCGAUCAUACAGAGGAGUUGACGCUGGGGAGUGGUUAGCGAGAACAAAACCUCCCGAAUUGAUUCCUAGCCUUGGUAUGGGGAGGAUCCCAGAGGCCGGUGAUCAAGUGAAUUCUGAAAUUGAGCCUGGCCUUUAUUCUGGGCUUAGCCGUAGUUCCAGAGCAAGGAUCGAAACUUCUACUCCCGACCACCCUGCGGUUCAAUUUGGUCAACAAAAGCAUACGUCCAUUCCCCCAGACGCAGGUAGCAACGCCGCCAUCCGUCAAUCCCUCUAUCUUGUCUCCGUCGAGGACAAGCGUGGUUUAGAUAUACUCGAUUCUCCGAGAGAGUUUAUUACUCCAGUGAUCCACUUCCUCCUCGAGGUAAACAGAGAAUGA
Messenger RNA from Lentinula edodes (shiitake mushroom), 4146 nucleotides. RefSeq lists its product as uncharacterized. Bases 1 to 4146 code for a protein of 1381 amino acids. The record is from RefSeq and is a predicted model, not a curated record. The transcript is spliced from 24 exons. Lineage: Eukaryota; Fungi; Basidiomycota; Agaricomycetes; Agaricales; Omphalotaceae.